Messenger RNA from Chanos chanos (milkfish), 4376 nucleotides. It is a transcript of the gene snapc4, whose product is annotated as small nuclear RNA activating complex, polypeptide 4. Gene Ontology annotation, biological process: snRNA transcription by RNA polymerase III; snRNA transcription by RNA polymerase II. Bases 1 to 4371 code for a protein of 1456 amino acids. The transcript has 24 exons. The record is from RefSeq and is a predicted model, not a curated record. Gene Ontology annotation, cellular component: snRNA-activating protein complex. NCBI's taxonomy places the organism in Eukaryota, Metazoa, Chordata, Actinopteri, Gonorynchiformes, Chanidae. Gene Ontology annotation, molecular function: RNA polymerase II cis-regulatory region sequence-specific DNA binding; RNA polymerase III type 3 promoter sequence-specific DNA binding.
AUGGCAUCAGACGAUUUACACGCAGAGAGAGAGAAAAUUCAGCGUGAAAUUUUGGCACUCGAGCGCACUCUUGGUGCAGAUGAUAACAUCGUGGACUUAUUGUCAACGGACUCUUCCGAUGAUGAGGAAUCUGAUGGUUCUGGAACUGUUGAUGACGACACGAACCUAGAGGAGAAGCGCAAGCAGAUUCAGAGAGAAAUUGAAGAACUCGAGCAGACACUUGGCCAAGAAGCACCUGUCACUGAUUUAUCAGACAAUGACAAUGACACACAGGGUCAAAUGGAGUCGAGCGAAGAAGACAGCGAUGAUGAAGACAUAGCUCUUCCUCAAGAUGUUGACACGUGCUUGCAAAUGAAUCUCGUUUACCAAGAAGUUCUAAAGGAAAAACUAACUGAGCUGGAGCGCCUCCUCGAAGAAAAUCAGAAACAACAGAGAGAGAUUGAAGAACAGCUCUCUGGUCCAACAACAUCUCACUCCACUGUAUCAGGACAAAGUACACAGAAGCUCUUCCUCGGGAACUUCAUGAAGCCAUAUUUUAAGGACAAGGUCACAGGCCUGGGUCCUCCUUCAAAUGAAGAAACCAGAGAGAGACAGAGUAAUUUGACCAGGCCUUGCGAUGAUGUGUUGAAAGUUAGAAGAUGGGAAGGAUGGCAAAAAACCCUGCUAAUAAACUCAGUGGUCGCUGAUACUAUGAAACGUUUGCUGCAGCCUAAGCUGUCAAAGGUGGACUACCUCACAGCGAAAAUGUCUAAAGCUGAAGAUGAGGAGAAGGAAGUCCUGAAACAACAAAUUGAUAUGAUAGAAAAAGAAAUUUCAGAAAUUAGUUCAAUGACUGAAGAACAGCUGAUGGGAAGUCGCCACGAUGAUCAUGACUGGGAUAAAAUUGCAAAUAUUGAUUUUGAAGGUUUGAGACAGGCUGAGGACUUAAAGAGGUUUUGGGAGAAUUACUUGCAUCCCUCCAUCAACAAGUUGACGUGGAAACAGGAUGAGAUUGAGAAGCUUAAGGUGCUUGUGGAGAAACAUGAUUGCUGCAACUGGGACCAAAUUGCAGAGGAGCUUGGGACCAACAGGACAGCCUUCAUGUGUUUCCAGACAUACCAACGUUACAUUUCCAAGAACUUCAGGAAGCGAGUGUGGACCAGUGAGGAGGACAAAGUCCUCAGAAAUCUAGUGGAGAAUAUGCGCAUUGGGAACUUCAUUCCAUAUACUCAAAUUUCUUAUUUCAUGGAGGGCCGUGAUUCAGCCCAGCUGAUGUACCGUUGGACUUCAGUUCUUGAUCCAUCUCUUAAGAAAGGCCCUUGGUCGAGAGAAGAAGAUGAGUUGUUACUGAAAGCAGUGGAAAAAUAUGGCGUGAAGCACUGGUGGAAGAUUCGACUUGAGGUUCCUGGGAGGACAGACGGUCAAUGUCGUGACAGAUAUCUGGACUGUCUAAGUGAAGAUGUGAAAAAAGGUCCCUGGAGCAAGGAAGAGGAAAAUUUACUCACACGAUUGGUGCAGAAAUACGGAGCAGGCAAAUGGGCCAAGAUUGCCUCUGAGAUUCCCAACCGUGUCGACUGUCAGUGUUUACAUAAAUGGAGGUCGCUGACAAAACAAAAUAAUGCAAGGAUGCAGAAUCUUAAGAGACCCUACAGCCACACCAAACAUUCAAAGCAGCAGCAGAAGCCACCGAAAAAGAGAAAAGUAGAGAAUAAGAAAACGAAAACGAAGAGCAAGGAGAAAGGACACAGCUCGAAUUCCGAGGAAGAGAUGAUCCAGUACAUGGAUAGUGAUGAUGGGGGAGAUUUAUCUGAAAAACCUUCUUCGGUGUGCAAUCCAGAGAACAAGCCCAUGGAGGAAUACAUUCUACCAGAUAUGAAAGAGUGGAUCCCUCAAAAUCAUAACCCAUGGAACCGUGAACCUGGAACUGUCAGAACCGUGAUGGUUCGGCGACCCACAAUGGAGGAUGAGAAGGCUUAUAGGGAAUGUAGAAUGGGCAGCAAUGUCCCCCACCAAAACAACAGCCCCAAGCCAGUAUACAGCACUUUUCUGGACUGUUUUGGACGGCCUGUGGACACUUAUGUGGGUAUAGAGCCCCCAUGUCUGACAGGGAAGCGUUUCAGCACUGAGAUUCCCUAUAUCAAGGUAUCUCCCAGUGAAAUCAAACAGUUACUGAUCUGGCAGGGAAUAGCUGCAGAAAAGUCGAUUAAUCUUAGGCGCAAAAAACAUACAACCUCAGAAAACGCACAAAAUGAAAGCCAAGGCAUUGCAGAUCAGACAGGAGAAGAGAUGAAUACUGGUGCACAAAUGAAAACCCGCUCACCGAAAGCUCGACUCGCUAUCAUUGGCAAGGACAGUACCAAUUUCAGUCUGAAAUAUGCCCUUAUGCUUGCCAUCAUUCCAUGGAUAGGAAAUGUGCUUGUGCCACUGCCUUUUUACCAGAGGAAACGCUGCCAAGCUGAUGUUCUGAGGGAGAGGGCAAAGCACAUUAACCUCUCUAAAACUCCAGUAUUUUCGCUCUUUUUGAAGGCUCUUCGUGUUGACACAGAAGGCUGUAAGAAGGUCAUUGAUGCACAAGCCAGAAAGGUGCCAUAUGAUGAUCCUAACCAAGCUGUAGUGACCCCGACUCCUCCACCCCGUGCUAUGACUGUGGCCAUGAUGCUCAAAGAAAAACGCUCAGGCAACCAAAGGAGAGGAGAGACGGGGAAAGAAACACCAAAUCAAAAGCAACCUGCUGGUCAGACAACAGCAACACCCAUAAUGGCACCCCAGAUGUUUGUCGUUUCUCAGCCCACUGGCCAGAGGAUGUCAGCGGGGUCACCGGGCACAUUAGUGUUUCCACAGCCAGCUGGACAAGGAAUCUCAAUCUUCACUCCAACUUUAGUGCAAAGUGCGUCUCCAUCACCUCAGCCAAUUAGACCGUCGGUACUAAAACUCCCACAAGAUGUGGCAGUCUCUCCUAAUACCCCUUCCUCCUCUGUCUCCUGCUCAUCCACUAAAGCAUCUAAUAGCGUUCGCACAGAGACAUCAGGAACUCCUAAACGUACCCGUAAACUCACUGAGAAGGCUCGAGCACUACAGGAGAGUGCCAAAGCCAAAACACCGAAAGGAGUCAAAUCGACGCAGGCCAGUAAGCAAGGUGUUUCCCCCAGGGUGAAUCCUACCCCACAGCCCAUUACAUUGAUUCUUACCCCUGCUGGACUGGUACCAGUCAGUGGAGUCCAAUUGCUCAUUUCUAACAACCCAGUUGGACAAACUGAAAAAAAUACAAAUACUCCCCAGAACAUUGUGUCUCCUAUACCCAUUGUCCUGAACCAACAAGGUGCUCUGGCACCCAAACCGCUAGCAAACAUCUCUCAAGAAGUUACCAAUGCACCUAAUGCUUCUGCGGCUCAUGCUGCUGUGAAUAGCAGUCAACACUCCAAGUCUUCCUCAGACAUUUCUGGUGGUCCUACAGCUACAUGUCAUACAAAAGCACUCCCCACCAUUGCAGGAGUGAAUGCCUCUUCCACGCUGGCAGGAACUUCUGUAGUUCCAGCGAACAAUAGGAUUCAACUGCCCAGGAAAACAGCACCUGCCCUCGUUUCAUCAAAGCCUAUCGUAACCGUCCCAAUCCAACAGCCGCUUUUACCCAGCAACAUUUGGAAUCCCCCUCCACCACAGUUCGCAGUAAACAAUCCAGUGACUCCUCUGCAUUUGCCGUCUCCUCAGAUGGCGGCAUUGCCAAGAGCACCCCAAACUGAUCAGUCGGCCGAGCAGCCAGGUACUGCGAGUGCGAGGUCUAAUCCCAAGCCUGCUGCUGUGACUUUCGACCCCAACCUGAUGUUCCUGGAGGAACCUGCUUUGGUGAAAGACUUUCUGAAUGGAAAAGGUGGUGUUGCACUUCCUCAGUUAGAAAAUUCUCUGCCUUACCUUCCCCCUUUCGUUAGCAACAUCAACACCCUUGCCUCCUUACUCAAGGCAAAAAAGGCUUUGGUUAACGCUGCCGUGCAACUUUUGGCCAACAGAGAUGGUACCAGCACCACUGGGGCAGGUCCAAGCACUGAUGGUGAGAAUGAGGAGGCAGUUCAGGUGGCAGCUAUUCGAAGACUUGUGGCUGAGAGGUUCGCCAAUAAUCCUGCCUACCUGCUCCUGAAGGCUCGUUUCUUAUCAUGCUUCACCUUACCUGCUCUCCUGGCCACCAUACAGCCCUGCAAGGUGUCUGCUACGUCAAAAAACACUGAAGACCAAUCUGAAGAAGAAUCUGGAUCUGCAGACGAAACAGUACACAGCCCUGAUGUCGAGCAACAGAAAACAGUGGAGUCUCUUCUUAGCACAGAUGAAGAAAUGGCGUCUGCAAGCCACUUCUCAGGGAUUGUCACAAGGCGCAAAAGCGGUCACAACAAGAAACCAUAGGCAGC